Molecule: messenger RNA, 703 nt
Organism: Daphnia carinata
Lineage: Eukaryota; Metazoa; Arthropoda; Branchiopoda; Diplostraca; Daphniidae
Product: ras-like GTP-binding protein RhoL
Exons: 5
Coding region: 34-612 (192 amino acids)
Biological process (GO): small GTPase-mediated signal transduction
Molecular function (GO): GTP binding; GTPase activity
Source: RefSeq, a predicted model, not a curated record
UGGUCCUCGUUGAAUGAUUUUGCAACGAUAGAAAUGAAUCAUAAUCGUCUGAUAAGUGUCGUUAUUGUGGGAGAUGGCAAUUCCGGUAAAAACUGCAUUUUCAACAACUUUAAGGAGAAUUGCAAAGAAUAUCCGCUGGACUACGUUCCAACUGUAUUCGAUAACUCUUCGAGAACAAUGGAAGUGGAUGGCAUUUAUUAUCACGUUUCGCUAUCCUAUACCACCGGCCAAACAGAGUACGAUGGACUGCGCAUUCUCUCCUACCCAAGCACGGACGUGUUCCUACUUUGCUAUGCCGUUAGCCAGCGUACCUCUUUUGAAAGUCUGCCAUCCAAAUGGAUUCCCGAAUUAAAACUACACUGCCCUCAGACGCCGAUCGUCCUUGUUGGCACGAAAAUAGAUAUGCGUAAAGAUGGAUCAACCAGUACAGAUUACGUUUCUAGUGCAGAAGGUAAAGAAAUGAGCAAACAGGUCAAUGGUUUCAUCGAGUGCUCGGCCAAGACGGGCGAUAACUUGCGAGAGGUUUCCUGUGAGGCGGUGCGUGCAGUGCGGCGCAAAUCGAAAAGAAGAGUAAACCUUAAAUAUGUAUCUUGCGGCUGCGUUCCCUUAUAAAUCAUUUGAUAACGGGAUCAAGCUAUACCUUCCCAAAUGUACGUGAUAUUUUGUAAAACUAAAAAGUUUUUGACUUGCCCAGAAUUGAAAU